GAUAAAGAGAGAGAGAGAGAGAGAGAGAGAGUUUGUUUAGCUGCUAAAGUGGGUGCUCAAGAUUCUCAAGCUUAAUAAAUUCCCACCUCCCCUCCAAUCCAAUUCGAAUUUGAAACUCUCCUCCUGCUUCCAUCUCUUUUCUUUGUCCACCAUGAAGAGCGAGCAAAUUUAGAGUACAGAGAGAGAGAGAGAGAGGGAGAGAGAGAGAGAGGGAGGGAGAGAAGACAUUCUCGUUUUUGCUUUUUCAAGAAAGGAGGAAGAAGAAGAAGAAGAUUAGAAUGAGCACGGCAAGAUUCAUCAAGUGUGUGACUGUUGGUGAUGGAGCUGUUGGGAAGACGUGCAUGCUCAUCUCUUACACCAGCAACACCUUCCCCACGGAUUAUGUGCCUACUGUGUUUGACAACUUCAGUGCCAAUGUGGUGGUGGAUGGAAGCACAGUUAACCUUGGGCUGUGGGAUACGGCUGGACAGGAGGAUUACAACAGGCUGAGGCCUUUGAGUUACAGAGGGGCUGAUGUCUUCCUGUUAGCAUAUUCCCUCACCAGCAAAGCCAGUUAUGAAAACAUUGCCAAGAAGUGGAUCCCCGAGCUGAGGCAUUAUGCCCCGACCGUGCCGAUUAUUCUGGUAGGGACAAAGCUGGAUUUAAGGGAAGACAAGCACUACUUGAUAAAUCACCCCGGGGCAACCCCAACCACAGCUGCACAGGGAGAGGAGCUGAAGAAGAACAUUGGUGCUGCUGCUUACAUAGAGUGCAGCUCCAAGACCCAGCAGAAUGUGAAGGCGGUCUUUGACGCAGCGAUCAAGGUGGUCCUGCAGCCUCCAAAGCCGAAGAAGAAGCUAAGAAAAGCGAGGCCAUGCAUCUUCCUAUGAGACAUCUACAUUGCCUCAUCCAGACGGCGAUUGUAUAAUUCUAGAUUAUCGACGUCCUCACCUCCUGGACAUAUUCUCAAAAGACAGCUCGAAAUAUUUUCUCAUGAUCUGUAAUUUUCUUUGCUUGCUCA
Molecule: messenger RNA, 1000 nt
Organism: Rhodamnia argentea
Lineage: Eukaryota; Viridiplantae; Streptophyta; Magnoliopsida; Myrtales; Myrtaceae
Product: rac-like GTP-binding protein RAC2
Exons: 7
Coding region: 279-869 (196 amino acids)
Biological process (GO): regulation of cell shape; regulation of actin cytoskeleton organization; small GTPase-mediated signal transduction
Cellular component (GO): cytoskeleton; cell projection; plasma membrane
Molecular function (GO): protein kinase binding; GTP binding; GTPase activity
Source: RefSeq, a predicted model, not a curated record